UCGUUUUCCUGUUUGUUGAAGGCGUGUCUCUUUCCACACGGUCCCUGGGCGGACGGGCGCUCCCCGCGUGCGCGCGCUGGUGCUGAUGCAGACAGACAGAAGCAUCCUACCGGACAAACACCGUAGGACGUGUGGGAAAGUGAUGCUUUGACGUUGGAAGGGCUUCCUGAGACUCGUGCCACUGGCAUGGCGGUGCGCUCUGACCUGUGGGGUACGGCUCAGCCGGUGUUUGAGUCCUUGUCCGCAGGCGGUGGCAGUCCCGUGGAGGAGCUGGACGUCAGGAGUUUCCUGGGCUCACUGAUGGAAGAGAACAGCACAGCGGAGAGAUGUUAUAGCUCUCACUCCCACAGCAGUGUCCUGCAGGGCCUGCCUUUCGGAGGAGUCCCCACCGUCCUCACCAUCAACAUCGUUUUGUGGCUGUUCCUGCUUCUGAUCUUCUCCUGUUUGAGGAAGGCAGCGUGGGACUACGGUCGCCUGGCUCUGCUUGUGGAAAAUGACAGCUUGACAUCACUUUUCUAUGGAGAACAAAGUGAGAAAGAGAAAACCCCGUCAGAAUCCAGCCCAUCAGACUCAGAGACCAAGGACGUGGGCUUCUGUUCCUGGCUCACAUCUCUGUACCACAUGAAGGAUGAGGAGAUCCGCAGUAAAUGUGGCAUUGAUGCGAUCACGUACCUGUCUUUCCAGCGUCACAUCAUCCUGCUCAUGAUGGUGGUGUGUUCGCUGUCACUCACCAUCAUCUUGCCUGUCAACCUCUCUGGAAACCUCCUAGGAGAUAGCCCACAGAAUUUCGGCCGAACAACAGUGGUUAAUUUGCCCGCAAAGAAUAUAUUUCUGUGGCUGCACAGCAUCUUUGCUCUGCUGUAUUUUGUGAUCACAGUACUGUGCAUGGCCCAUCAUUCCUCACGGCUGGAAUACAGAGAGGAUGAGAAGGUGGCCAGAACUCUAAUGAUAACUUCAAUUCCCAGAGAAAUCUCUGAUCCUGGCCUGAUCGCCAAACACCUGCAUGAAGCCUACCCUAGCUGCACCGUCACUGAUAUCCGGUUCAGCUUUGACAUUCAAAAACUAAUGAAGCUGGACUCCGAAAGGCGAAAAGCAAUGAAAGGAAGGCUGUACUUCACAACCAAAGCUCAGAAGGAAGGCAGGAUCAUGAUAAAGACUCACCCUUGUGCACAGAUCUUCUGCUGUGAUUUAUGUGGCUUUGAACAGGUGGAUGCAGAGCAGUAUUACAGUGAACUGGAGGAGAAACUGACAGAUGAGUUUAAUGCAGAGAAGAACCGUAUCUUUAUGAAGAGGCUGGGCAUUGCCUUUGUUACCUUCAGAGAUGAGAGAAUGACUGCAGUUAUUGUGAAAGACUACAGCCGAGCUCACUGCCGCCUCAGACCCCAGCAGUCCAGCAUCACCACAGUGGUGCAGUCCCAUCAGUGGGGGGUUUCUUACGCCCCGGCCCCUAAUGACAUCAUCUGGGAAAAUCUGUCAGUGUGUGGUUCUCGCUGGUGGCUCCGCUGCGUCCUGCUCAACAUUCUGCUCUUCCUCUUGCUCUUCUUUCUCACAACCCCUGCUAUCAUCGUAAACACCAUGGACAAGUUCAACGUCACCCGGCCGGUUGAAAGCUUAAGGAACCCAGUAAUUACCCAGUUCUUCCCCACCCUGAUCCUGUGGGCCUUUUCCAUUCUCCUGCCCUUCAUUGUGUACUAUUCAUCUUUUUUUGAGUACCACUGGACCAGGUCCGGUGAGAAUCAGGUCACCAUGCACAAAUGCUUUUUUCUGCUUGUCUUCAUGGUGAUCAUUCUACCAUCACUGGGUCUCUCCAGCCUGGAUUUGUUCUUCAGGUGGCUCUUUGACAUCCACUUUCUGGAUGAAACAGAUGUAAAGUUUCAAUGUGUGUUUUUGCCUGAUAAUGGAGCUUUUUUUGUGAACUACGUGAUCACGUCCAGUCUGAUCGGAACGGCUAUGGAGCUCCUGCGUAUUCCUGCUCUUCUGGUGUACUCUCUGCGCCUUUGCUUUGCCAAAUCUAAAGCUGAACGCAUACAUGUUAAAAGAAGUCAGGCCUACGAGUUUCAGUUUGGUCUUGAAUAUGCCUGGACCAUGUGCAUAUUUUCAGUCAGUAUGACCUACAGCAUCACCUGCCCCAUCAUUGUUCCCUUUGGGUUGCUGUACCUUGUACUGAAGCACAUGGUAGAUCGCUAUAAUAUCUACUAUGCCUAUCUACCCACAAAGCUCAGCCAGCGGAUCCAUUCGGCCGCCAUCAGUCAAGUGGUGGUGGCACCCAUUCUCUGCAUGUUCUGGCUGCUGUUCUUCUCUGUGCUCAGACUGGGUCCAGUGCAGCCCAUCAGUCUGUUCACUUUCAUAACUCUCUUGUGCUGUAUUGCCUUCUCCUGCUUUGGCUUCUGUCUGAAAAAACUACGACCCGACAGAUCAACAAGCUAUCAGAUGUCCGAUCAGACGACAGAAGGAGGCUUCACUGAUGCGGAAAGAAGCACCGUUUCCACCACAGUCACAGCUAAUCUUUUUAUAGCCUCCGUCUUGCUGGAGCCAGAGCUGGGCCUGACUCCCAUGCCCUCUCCAGCCCACCAGAGCUACGGCACCAUGGGGAACAGCCAGAGCUCAGUACGUGACCCCGAAGGGGUGGAGGAGAAGGACCUGGAGGAAACUUUGGAGACUGAACUCAAGGAAGAGCCAGAUCCCAGCUGCCCGAGCCCUGUCAUGGACAGUCCUGUGGGUUUCCAGUGACCAACCUGUCCCCAUUUCCCACACGCUAACGCUCAAGCCCCAUGCUUCAUCUUAGCUAGUGGCUGAUAAAGAGGCACUAUGCUGCAAAAUGUUUCCUCUACAACCUCCAUUUAUGAGUAAAAGACAACAAAUUGCGGACAUCCAUGCAGACUGCUUCAAAAAGCUUGUUGGGAAUUCACUGACAUGGAGGACUUUGAUGAGCUUUCAAAGAAGUAUCUGAAGUGGAUAAAAGCCAAGAUCUGUCAAAGAAAGAGGCCAGCCACUUCUCUUGCUCGGACUAUGCUUUCUACUUUCUUCUGUAUUUUUCUUUUCUCUCUAAUGAUGUUAAUGGGUGUCUGGUGGUUUGGUUGACUGAGGCUUGGUACAUUGUAUUUCAACAGAAAAUGCAUAGUCACAUUGUAUAGCUCCAAAAAGUUGAGACAUCCCAAUCUUAUUUGCUCAUUAUUAAUCAUUUUGCUGAUGUUGCAGUUUGUGCUUAUUACUGUUAUUUUUAUUCAGUACUUGUAUUUUAGCAAUGUUACGUAAUUGUGCAACAUUAUGCUGAGAGUGCAUUGUUUUCAUGUGUUUACUAUUAUUAGAUUAUUAUUACUGUCAUUAACACCCUCAACAUCUAUUGCAGUGUGCAUCAGAGUCAAUCACUCCCAGGUAUUGUUUGUUUUGCAGUGACAAUAGCAGUUGUGUUGUGCAUACUGCAGUCAAUUGGCACUACAGUAGAUUUCAAAGUCAAUAAGGCACUCAUUCCAUAAUUUGUUUGUUUUUUCCUUUCCUGUGAAGUUCAGUCAGUUGUUUGGUCUGUGGUAGAGAUGUGAGGACAUUCAUAUGUGAGGACUAAUAUACAGUCUA
Molecule: messenger RNA, 3573 nt
Organism: Carassius carassius (crucian carp)
Lineage: Eukaryota; Metazoa; Chordata; Actinopteri; Cypriniformes; Cyprinidae
Gene: tmem63c
Product: transmembrane protein 63C
Exons: 23
Coding region: 187-2730 (847 amino acids)
Cellular component (GO): plasma membrane
Molecular function (GO): calcium-activated cation channel activity
Source: RefSeq, a predicted model, not a curated record